UUUAAUAGCUGGCCCACUAUUGGUAAAGCUUCCAAGGGAAGCUUAGCAUUCAAAAAUUUUUGAAUUUAGGAGGUGAGUCUCAUUUUAGUUUGAACUCGACAAAUAUUGUGCGAAAAAUUGAGGUCGUCAUUUUUUUGGUGGAAAGCUUGAAGGAGACUGUGUUCGUCAUUUUUCAUCAAUCUUCACCAAGUUCGUCAGCGACUGCUUUGGGAUCCUUGCCGGAGACAUCUUCCCGACGUUUGAAGGGUUAGAGUUGGGUCUGGCGUUGUUGGCGCAUGUUGUUUUCUCUCCCGGCGUUUCGGCCUUUUCAGUUCUGUGGGUUCCCCUUCCAUUGUCGUUUCCCCUUCCGGCGUUGGCUCCGAUGUUCUUCGCGUUUUGUGAGUCGUUUCUCCGUUCCGUGUUUCCCUUUUUCAUUCAAUUUUAUUUUUCCUUCACUUGGUGUAGUUAGAUAUUUAUAGGUUUUUUAGUUGCAAAAUGUUAUAGUAUGUUUUUUUUGCUUCGAUUCGGUUUAAUUAGGCAAAUUAAUGGCGAAUCGAGCUAGAUCUAUGGUUUUUUUUACUGAUUACCUAGUAUUCUAGUUAUAACUCAAUUAUUGAUUGUCGAGGAUGGUGGUGGGAAAUGUUGAGGUGCCACCCAAGAGAAAACGUUCAGUAAGGAUGAUCCUGCUGAUAGUGAUGGUGGAGAGGAUGAUGAGAGGCCAGCACGUUGCCGGCGAUUCUGCCCUCGGCUGUGGCUAACGGUUUGACUCUAGAAUAUGCUGCUGAUAGAGGAAACUCUUCUUCUCUCCGCUGAUGUGAAGAUCGGAUUGGUGCUUGUCGACAUCGUUAAUGGCUUCUGCACUGUUGGUUCCGGAAAUCUCAGAUCUCGUGUAAGAACCCUUGCUCCUCUGUCGAACAACACAAUGCAUGGAAGAUUAACUUUGUCUACUGCUAUGGCUGUUGAAAACCAACAAUGGUGGAUUAGUUCAGCAGAAGCAGAAGGUAGUGAUGGAGUAUUCUGCACUUCAGAUUCCAUUAAUGUUCUAGAUUUUUGGCAACCUUUAGGCAUUGCUUUUAAGAUACCUAAAGUCGGAGUGGAUGUGCAGUCAGCUUUCUCGCUUGGGGAUUCCAUCUAAAUUGGAUGUUCUACAUUAAAAUCAGCUGUGAAAAAGCAAUACUCUUCCGAAAUCCAACAGUUCUCUUUGCGCAAACAAAGGCUUUUUAGCACCUACAAAUUACCUGAGUCAAAUGCUGACAGCCACUUCACAGCAUUGACCCAAAUUUGGGGAUGUUCAAACUACGUCAUGGGAGUUUGCGGACUUGGAUCGAGCAAUAACUUAUUGCCUGUCGUUUUGGCAUAUUAGUUAUUUUAGUUAAAACUUGUUUCUUGGAGUGUUUGAGUUUGUUUUUUUGUUUUUCAAAUGCAAAAAACUUUGUUUGUAAUUGUUGUAUUAUAUAUCCAGUUUUCUUCCCUUUUGAAUCUGAUUCUUUGGUGUUUAUAUGAAUAUGUGCAUCUCUUU
This is a messenger RNA of Salvia miltiorrhiza (redroot sage), 1498 nucleotides long. RefSeq lists its product as uncharacterized. The record is from RefSeq and is a predicted model, not a curated record. The coding region runs from base 755 to 1114 and encodes 119 amino acids. The transcript has 4 exons. Lineage: Eukaryota; Viridiplantae; Streptophyta; Magnoliopsida; Lamiales; Lamiaceae.